AUGACGGAGAUCAUGGAAGCAUUCGAGGCAGGACUCUGGAAACUACCAGACAUGAGUGGAAUCAUCAGGGAAGAGAUCAAGAUCCCUACUCGUGACGGAGAUUCCAUUCGCAGCGUACAUUAUCGUCCCGAAUCGCAGGAACCCGGCCCGCUCAUCCUGUACUUUCACGGUGGCGGCUUUGUUUGUGGCAGUCCUGAGCAAUGGGAUAGCCAUGUUGCAAUGCUCGUCCGGGAUCUUGGUGCUGUCGUUGUCAGCGUGGAUUACAGGAUGGCGCCUGAGAAGACGUUUCCAACAGCUCACCACGAUGGGUAUGAUGCUUUGAAAUGGGCCGCCGAGAACGCAUCUACGCUCAAAGCAGAUCUCGAGAAGGGAUUCAUCGUGUCGGGCUGUUCGGCGGGUGGAAGCAUAGCUUCUUACAUCUCCCAUCAAGCUGUAGAUGACGGACUUUCGCCACCAUUGACGGGGGUAAUUCUAACCGUCGCUAACCUGGUGCAUCCAGAUAUGAUGCCAGAGGAAUAUAAGGCUCACUGCAAAUCCUGGGAGCAAAACAAGGACGCCAUGGUCCUAGAUCAGAGAGGCAUGAGAUGGUUCCUAUCUCAUUACAAGCCUGACCCUAAUUCACCUUUGGUGAAUGCUUUGAACUGGCCCAGUGGCCAUCAAAGGCAGCCUCCUACAUAUUUCCAGAUUUCUGGUAUGGAUCCAAUAAGGGAUGACAGUCUCAUCUAUGAGAGCCUGCUGCAAAACAUUGGAGUGCCAACCAGGACAACCAUUCUGAAGGGAUUGCCACAUGCCGCAAUCGAUUAUUUCCCCAUGCUGUCCCAGGUACAAAAUUCAGUGAAUGAAUUGAAGCAAGCAGUUGAAUGGAUGGUUGCAGAGAAAGCGAAGCAGGCAUGA
Messenger RNA from Aaosphaeria arxii CBS 175.79, 894 nucleotides. Its product is annotated as alpha/beta-hydrolase. The coding region runs from base 1 to 894 and encodes 297 amino acids. Lineage: Eukaryota; Fungi; Ascomycota; Dothideomycetes; Pleosporales. The transcript has 4 exons. The record is from RefSeq and is a predicted model, not a curated record. Gene Ontology annotation, molecular function: hydrolase activity.